AUGGAAGAACCAAAGUCUAAGGCAAAGUCCGUGAUUGUAAUUGGUGCCGGUGUUGGAGGAGUUGCCACGGCUGCACGACUAGCAAAGGCCGGCUUCAAGGUGACGGUUCUGGAAAAGAACGACUUUACCGGUGGGAGAUGUUCUCUGAUCAACCAUGAUGGCUACCGCUUUGACCAAGGUCCAUCACUACUGCUUCUCCCUCAAUUCUUCCACGAGAUCUUCCGUGAUCUUGGGACUUCACUCUCAUCCGAAGGGAUUGAGCUACUCAAGUGUGAGCCAAACUACAACAUUUGGUUUGGCGAUGGCUCUUCCUUUGAGCUUUCCACAGAUCUCACGAAGAUGAAGAAGUCGAUCGAGGCGAUUGAAGGCAAGGAUGGCUUUGAACGUUAUCUCUCGUUUCUACAAGAGUCACAUCGACAUUACGAGAUCAGCGUCGCCUAUGUACUUCGAAGGAACUUUUCAUCCUUUCUCAACAUGGCAAGGCCGGAGAUGCUGUUGAAUCUUUUGGCUCUUCAUCCCUUCCAGAGCAUAUGGACUCGAGCCAGCAAGUAUUUCUGGACCGAAAGGCUAAGAAGAGUGUUCACAUUCGGGACUAUGUACAUGGGCAUGAGUCCGUUUGAUGCGCCGGCGACGUAUAGCUUGUUGCAGUACACAGAGUUGGCAGAGGGAAUUUUGUACCCACAAGGCGGGUUCCAUAGAGUUGUAGAAUGCCUUGUUAAGGUCGGCGAGCGACUGGGCGUGGAAUACCGCUUGUCCACUUCAGUACAAUCCAUUUCCAUCGACAAAGCCACGCAGAAAACCAACGGAGUCAUCCUUGAAGACGGAACCCUCCUACCGGCAGACAUCGUAGUCUCAAAUGCGGACCUUGUCUACACUUACAAUAAUCUUCUACCGGAAACCUCCUAUGCGCGGUCUCUGUCCAAACGGGAGGCAUCCUGCAGCAGCAUCUCAUUUUACUGGUCGAUUUCGAAGGUAAUUCCGAAACUUCGGGCUCACAAUAUCUUUCUUGCAGACGAAUACCGAGAGUCCUUUGACAGUAUCUUCAAGAAACAUCUGAUCCCGGUGGAGCCGUCUUUCUAUGUCAACGUUCCUUCACGGGUGGAUCCGUCGGCCGCCCCAGAAGGCAAAGACUCCAUUGUCGUGUUAGUUCCCGUGGAUCAAGACUGGGACUCGAUGGUAUCACUUGCCCGCGAAACGAUAAUUGCAACCAUUCAAUCCCGAAUUGGCGUGGACCUUUCCCCUCUCAUCAAGCACGAAAUCAUCAACACCCCAUACACGUGGAAAGACAAGUUCAACCUGGACAAGGGAGCCAUCCUGGGAUUAAGUCACUCCUUCUUCAAUGUCCUUUCUUUCCGACCCGGGACUCAGCAUUCACAGUUCAAGAACCUGUACUUUGUUGGGGCAAGCACACAUCCAGGAACUGGAGUUCCAAUCUGUCUUGCUGGAAGCAAAAUCGUUGCUGAACAGAUUCUUGAAAACGCAGGGUUCUCCGACGAUAAUAUUGGAAUUAACGAUAAGUGCCGUUCUCGAUGGCAUGAAAAUUGA
Messenger RNA from Fusarium vanettenii 77-13-4, 1545 nucleotides. RefSeq lists its product as uncharacterized. NCBI's taxonomy places the organism in Eukaryota, Fungi, Ascomycota, Sordariomycetes, Hypocreales, Nectriaceae. Gene Ontology annotation, biological process: carotenoid biosynthetic process. The record is from RefSeq and is a predicted model, not a curated record. Bases 1 to 1545 code for a protein of 514 amino acids. Gene Ontology annotation, molecular function: oxidoreductase activity. The transcript has 6 exons.